Molecule: messenger RNA, 3108 nt
Organism: Varroa destructor (honeybee mite)
Lineage: Eukaryota; Metazoa; Arthropoda; Arachnida; Mesostigmata; Varroidae
Gene: insc
Product: spindle orientation adaptor protein inscuteable
Biological process (GO): establishment of mitotic spindle orientation; apical protein localization; asymmetric cell division
Cellular component (GO): apical cortex
Molecular function (GO): cytoskeletal adaptor activity; protein binding
Source: RefSeq, a predicted model, not a curated record
AUAAUAAACGACGGAGUGCUAUAGCACAGCCAAUGAUUCAGCGGUACACACGUGAAUAGCCGUGCUUAUCAAGUACAACAUCAUCUUCCGAACGGCAGUGAAAACAACUACUUGAACUAGAGAUCAUCAUCUCUCGCUUGCUAAGGAUUAAACGAUCGUAUUAGUGACAGCCCGUCACUAACGCUACCUUCUGUGUGGGGUAGACAGCGGAACAUCCACACUGUCAACAUGGUUCACUAUGAUCGAGUUUACGGUAAUAUUAGCAAGUCGGCCAGCUUCCACAAUAAGUUGGUGCCCAGUGGUAAGAAUAGUGUGAAUAGUUCAUUCGAAAGUGACUACCACAAACCAGCGAAAGGUGUCUCGGCCACAAGAUUGACACGUAAGUCGUCGACAGGAUCGACGACUACAUCAGCGUCGGAAGUCGAAGACGGCCGACAGUCAUCCUUCUCGUGCUCGUCCAGCGAGGCCGAGUGGCUCGUUCAGUCAAUCGAGCAGGUCUGCCGCAAAACGCUGUUCAAACAAGUCGCUACCAACACUGUCAACGAGUUCGUGGCCAGCCCAGCCACAAAAACGGAGAAGCUGCCUAGUCCAAUACUCAAGCACAAAACGCCCGUAGUGGAGCCCAAAAAGAGCCCGGUGACUAGCACCCCCAAGCGACAUAAUCAGACCAAAUCACUCAUCCGGAGAUGCUCUCUACGCCUUCGACGGAGCGACGACACCAAGAAGAAGAUGGUGAGGUUUGCAUCAGCCGAAGACGUGUUUUCGGUGAGCGGUCGAGAGGAGUUCACUGAGACUGAACUCUCGGUACCCAUUGCAUCGUUACCUCUUAGAGGCAAGUCCAGUCCCAGCCCACAAAAACCAGUCCAGCUAAACUCAUCUGGCGAGUCGCAUAUCUACGAUCCGGUGACACCGAUCCACAUGGAGACGCCUCGCGUGCCUGUGCGUCAUCGUCGGAGCCUACAGCAGGUAACGAAAAGGCUCAACUUUGACGACACCUUCACGUCUGACAAUUCGCAUAUUUAUGCGACCGCCUUUGAGCAACCACAGCCGUCAAACGCAGUCCAACUAGAAGAGUCACACCCACUUUCUCACUAUCUCCAAUGGAUCGUCGAACAGAGUGACCUAAAUGCCGCUCCAUCUGUCCAGCAGUGGUUGAAGCAAACUCGCACCCAGGUCGAAACCGAAUGUCUGAGCGCUUUGCAAAGUAAAAGCCUCACGAAAGACCCGAUUCUGGCGGCGAUUCUGGGCGUGGGUGAUGCUCAGGAAGCGAUAUCGCGCUUGCAAGACCGUCACGAAAAUGUUCAAGCUACUGUUGGCCACGUGACACGCCGACUUGAGCAGGGUCAAUGGGUGAAGUUCUGCAGCUCUGUACCAGGACUCAGCACCGAGGUUAAUGAUUUCCUAUUAGAGUAUCGGUGUAUUAUUGAGAAUUCGUCACCUUAUUCUCGAUCGGUUGAGCGACACAUGUACGAAACACUGCGUAGGCUUCGUGAAGUCGGUUCUCGACCCAACAGUAAGCCUCAGACGCUCACAGAAUUCGAGAAUAUCCAGUCACUGAUGGCUGAUGUGAAGAAUACCUUGCAGACACUAGCUAACUCGUUAUUUCUUAAGGAAAUUGCUAAGAUUGUCAAAAUUAUUGAAGAGAAUAAGAGACAUAAACGAGCUGCUUUGGGCUGCUCACGGCGUGCCGCGGCCGCUCUUUGCACGCUAGCUCAGGACUCGCCAUCGAUGUGUGAUCUGAUCACCCGAGUCAAUGGAGUCGAAGCUCUCCUGAGUGUCUGUGAGAUACGUGAACUGCGCUGCAUAUGGCCUACAGCCCUGCGCGCGUUGACCCUUCUCUGCUCACAAACAGCUGCCACUCGUGCGUUUGAUCAAUGUGCGGGCGUUCUAAUUAUACGCGACAUUCUACAAGACAAGAACUCGAGCGAGCAGGAGAAAACCGAAGCCGUUGGCCUGCUCACCCAGAUCACUGCGCCCUGGACAGAGACACCCGUCCUGCGCGGUAUGAAGGAAUCCAUGGAUCAACUAAUUAAAUCAUUGACUGAAGUCAUGAACAAGGCUGGUAAUAGUGAGGAGUUCCUGUUAGCGACAGCGGCCGUCGCCAACCUCUCAUUUCUCGAUCCCAUCGCGGUGGCCUACCUGCACAAAUACGGCACAACCCGAAACCUCAUUAUGGCUUGUCGUCAUAAGUCGAUCGCACAGAGCGUCUUCGUCAAGGAUCAGGUUGCGACUGUCCUUGCAAACGUCGCCUCGGAGAAGGCGUGCCAUCGCGACGUUGUUGAAUGCGGUGGUUUGACAGUGCUUUUGUCGCUUUUGCAGCUUCGACCUAACAUGUUACAAAAACAGGUUGAGGUUGACAUUUGUGAACGGAUUCAGCAGAAGUCUGCCAUUGCUCUUGCCCGACUCUGCACGUCAGCAAUGGUUGCUGAGCGCGUGAUCCAGAUGCAGGGUGUUCACCGUCUUGUGGCCUUAUGUAAGGAGCCCAAGGAGCGUAAUAACGCCGAUUCUGUACUUGUUGCCUGUCUCGCAGCAUUGCGUAAGAUCGCGGCUGUUUGCAGUCCCAUUGACAUGGAGGCUAUUGGAGCGCAUGACCUCGUUAGCAAAGAGCUGUGGGAUACCUUCCAAAUGUACUCCAGCAAGACGGAGUCCUACGUAUAGACAAAAGUAUCAUGAAAAAUAUUCUAAUUAUUAGUAGGGAACUCGUAUCAGGCAACCCCAAUGGAAACAGUUCUGAGUUACGUUAAAUGAGAUUUUUUUUUUUGAGUUCUAAAUCCUCGAAGCCUUUUUGAGGAUGAACACAGUACAGGUUUCUGGAUGUUCAGUUACCGUCGUUUCUGUUUUGUUGAACCCCCGCAAAUCGUACCGCGGGGUGCCUUCAUCCAGAGAUCUUCAAGUGAAACAAUCUAGUCAAAGUCAACUCUAGUUCAUGAGUAAACAUUGAAUCGAACGCACAGCGCUACAGAUGCUCAGUGUAACAUAUUGUACAAAUGUUGUACCUAAAUGUUAGAAUAAUGCUGAAAGCCAAAGAUGUACAUAUAGUUACAGAAGCGAACACAGAAAAAUAAUACCUAUGCAAACUUAUUAUUCGAUCAAAUAGAGAAGAACUGA